UUUUUUUUUUUUUUUUUUUUUUUUAGUCUGCUUUUAACAUUUGCUUUCACGUGUAUAAGCGUACCCUCAUCUCUUUUGGUUGUCAGUGACAUGUUCCCCCCUCCCCCCUUAUUUCUCCGUGCUCUCAACUCUAUAAUAUUUCUGCAGGUGAUACAGACAGUUUUGUUACACACAUUCAGGAACGCGUAA
This is a messenger RNA of Mucor mucedo, 189 nucleotides long. RefSeq lists its product as uncharacterized. The annotation marks the transcript as partial. The record is from RefSeq and is a predicted model, not a curated record. NCBI's taxonomy places the organism in Eukaryota, Fungi, Mucoromycota, Mucoromycetes, Mucorales, Mucoraceae. The transcript has a single exon.